Peronospora belbahrii is the source of this 822-nucleotide messenger RNA. NCBI's taxonomy places the organism in Eukaryota, Oomycota, Peronosporomycetes, Peronosporales, Peronosporaceae. The record is from the annotation of a GenBank genome assembly.
AUGGUGGAUAAUAUCCAUUCUCGCAAGCGAUCACGAGAGGAGGCAUAUUGGACCGCCGAGAUAAGUCAAGAGCUAUUACGAUUACGUUUUCGAGAAUUACAGCACCAUUUUGAUAAUGCACAGACUGUGGCAGAUGUGCAUGAAGCUUGGGGUGUUGUAGCAUCGACAUUGAAUCGUAAAACUGAGUGGGGCUUACAAGUAAAUGCUGUGGAUUGUAGUGAUCACUUUACAAAGCUACGACAGCAAUGGGAAGAGAGCAGUACAAUCAAGCUACAUGUAAUGAUGGCCGAGUGUUUUAGUACAAGGAUUGUUGAUACUCAUCAAUCAAUUGAACAAGAGAGGACAGAGGUCGAUACAGCGCAAGGUAUGCUGAAGAAAAGCAAGAUAGUAACAGGUAUACAACAGGUACACGAGGUUUCAGUAUCAUCGUCAGCUGAUCCAGUGCCAAUGGCUCAAGACGAUAAAGCUAUUUCGUCUUCCCAACCAGCCACAGCAACAUCAUCUGAGCCUUCUUCUUCAACUGCACGUGACAUUGAGUCAUUUUCUACCGCUGCUUUGGACCAAGAUCGAUUGUUAACAGUCUCUGACUUUAUUGCAGUCUCCCGUGAGUCAGUUCCUUCCCAUUUUCAAGAAACUUUAGUAACUGAUGUACCAGUUGAAGAAGAAGAAGAAGACAAAUUGUAUCGAUAUAAUGAGAUUAUGCAAGCAUUAGAGAAACGAUCGCAGCAACUUGAACGACUAGCACAAUCUCAUAAACAUCUCGCUAUUGUGACUGAACAACUUAUGGAAGCUUUAAUCACUCGGAAUAUUGGAUUCACUUAA